This is a messenger RNA of Neodiprion fabricii, 7691 nucleotides long. RefSeq names its product mucin-17-like. The record is from RefSeq and is a predicted model, not a curated record. Bases 406 to 6903 code for a protein of 2165 amino acids. Lineage: Eukaryota; Metazoa; Arthropoda; Insecta; Hymenoptera; Diprionidae. The transcript has 10 exons.
CCGAGAGAUCGGUUCGGGUGUUUUAUACCGGUCGUUGACGACGAGCGUACCGUAGGAGAAACAAUUUUAUUAUCCUUGUUUGUUCGAAUUUUUCCCUAAGCCAAAUUUCGUUUUAUUCGUUGCCAAUUUUUGGAAUAAUAAACCGUGGGGAAAAAAAAAAAAAAACAUUUUCACUAAUCGUUGAUCGGAUCGUUGUUGGAGUGAUCGAUAUGGACACCGGGCAGUGCGGUAAUCAGUGAUUAGAAGAAGGGAGGAAGGAUAUAAAACGGAUUGAUAGAAUCGGGCUGUUUUUGCGUGGAUCGAUUUUUUUUUUUUUCUUUUUUUUUUUUCUCGACAACAUCGAAAUUUCCACAAAGUGAUCGAAGAUAAUAAGUGAAGGAUAGGAAAGACGGGCUUAUAUUCACGAUGAUCGUGCGGCGUCGCCUGGUCCUGGCGCUAGCGAUCGUCCUGACCCUUGAGGUCUGUUUCGGGUCAGCAAAGGGUGAGAGAUGGUCGCGACAAGUCGCUAACAGCGAAUGGAUCCCGUUGGCGAGUCCCAGGUCGAUCCAGGAAAGCGGAAGUGGGCCAAGCGGUGACGGAAAUCCCGGAAAUCUGCGGCAGCUGGCGUUGCCAGCGGAGCUACAGCAGCAGUAUCAGCAACAGCUUCUGCAGAUCCAAGAGACGCAGGAGAGCAUCCAGAAGUUGCUGCUUCUUCAGCAGCAACUGAGAGCCCAGCAGCAGCUGCUUCAGGCCCAGUCCUACCUUCCGGAGGGUUUCGCUACCGACGAAGAACGGAAGUCGGCGCUCCACCAAAGCACAUUUGCCAAUGUUCAGACGCUGCCUCAGCUCGCACCUGACGCCCUGCUUCCACCUCCUCCGGGGAACCAACCCCAACCACCAGAAUUCCCAGCCCAGAACUUCCUGGCCGCGAAUAACCAGAAGGGGUCAACCCAGAGUGAACAAGACGCCCAGAAUCAGGAUGAGGAGCAGAACCAUUCUGGUGCGAAAGGGAAGACGAGAGAAUACGCGGCUAGACAGGGUGGACACUACAGGAACUCGAAGCAACAGCAACAGGAACAACAACAACAACAACAACAAAUUCGGGAUGAUCAAAAUAGCGAUGAGUUCAACUCGCAGACGACGCCAAGUUCGCUGAACGGACAGAAUGACGGCGAGGAAGAGGUCCAACUGGUAUACGUUCCUGCAGAAACUCUGGCCCAGCAGAAGACGCAGAGAGGUCGUAACCGGAAGCAGCAAGUUCUGGAGCAACAGCAACAGUCGUCAGUACUCCAGCAGACUCAGUACCAGCAACCACAGCGAGGUCGAUUGACUGGCCAUAAUUCGGGACUGCUGGGAGUGAGCCAAGGGAUCGAGGGAACUCGGCCGACAACGUCGCAGCAGGUAUUCGCACAGCAGAUACUGUACCAGCUGCAGCAGGAUCAAUUGGAGAGAGACAGGAUCCAGAAGGAGGCGCGAGAGAAGGAGCUCGCGCGUUUGAAGGAGGAACAGAAGGAGCUCGAGCGACAAGCGAAGCUGCACGAGGAACGAGUGCAGCGGGAACAGGAAGCGAAGCGUCAGAAGGAGCUGGAACUGCGUAAGGAGUUGGAAAGACAGGCGGAGGAGGCCAGACAGAAGGAGCUUGAGAAGCUGAAGAAGGAGGUGGCACGCCGGGAGGAAAUUAGGCGUCAGGAGGAACUGGAGCGGAAGAAAAUUGCCGAGAUCAGGGCGCAGGAACGGAGGCGAAAAGAAACGCUGGCCCGUCAAGCGGAGAUAGACAAGCUGGCCGCCCUUGAGCGGCAGAAGGAGAUCGAGAUCCAGCGAUCGCUCGAGCAACAACGUGAACUGGAACGCCAACAGGCAGAGGACGAAGCGCGGGCCCGCGCUCAGCUCGAGGCCCACCGUCAGGCCCACCAAGAGACCAUCGAGCAGCAGCGCAGGGCCCAAGACGAGGCAGCGAGCAUCGACGCCCAAAAUCGAGCUCGUAAUCAGGCCCAGCAACAACACCUGACCGAGACCGUCAGACCCAAGAAUCAAGGCCCGAGGAUCAAGGGACGCCAGCGACACGGUGGCCGACAGGAAGCGGCGACCACACCCUCGCCCAACCAACCACCGCUGUCCGUCUACAUGGGCAGCACCAGCCCCGUUAAAAACCCAGAGGAUCUGCGAGUCUCCGAUGUCCUCAGCAUCCUUAAGGACGCCAAGACCAUAUCCGUUCUCGACUCGGUCGGUCCCGACGCACCCCAGGUCUUCGUUGGACCGACCAACCUCGACCCGCCGCCCGGCUACGCCAAGUUCGACUUGCCCUACCUCUCCGCCAUCGACAAUAACCGCGUGGAGCGCAAGGUCGACAAGCUUCCGUUCUUUGUGGCUCCCCUCAGCUUCAAACCUCCCCCAGGAUACUCGAAGAUCCCGUUCCCUGCUCCGCACAUCGGCUCCGUUGUCGUAAAUACCCUGGAAGACGAGCCUGGGGUUCUCGACGGUGUCGAGGAGACCGCACCGAUCGUCGAACCCAACGCUUACGCCACCACACCAUCUCUUCCCUAUGCGCCUCAAUCCACCCCUGAAUUCUCCCAGGAGGCACUCAUCGCCACUACUACCCCCAGCUACCAAUCUGGAUUCUCUUCGACCCCGUUUCCCGGGGGAACGAGAUACAGACAUAGGCAAUUCUAUAACGACGACAGGUCGCCCCAGACCUCGUCAACGCCACAGUAUCAUCCCUCGACCGAGACGAUUGUUACGAAGACGAAGUUCAGGCAGUUCUACGUCGAGGAACAGGGUCACGGAACCGCUGGAUACAACUCUGAGACGACACCUUCAACCCUGCAACACAACCAGUUCCAGGAGGAAGUCGGCCAGGCUUAUAAGCCUGUAGCGAAUGAGCAGCCUGCCGUUCAAGAAACCGCCGAAAUUGCAGGGCUCUCACAGGGACCGACGCAGUAUUCGAUUCCCAAUGAACUACCCAGGAUAUCUCAACAACUACCGAGUCUCGUCAAUUCACUCUACGAACGUAACCAGUUCGUCGAAAAGACCACCCACGAAGCACCAACGACCCCGCCAACCACAACGACAACAACAACCGAACCCUCCACCACGACCCACAGAACCCGCGGAAGACAAAGAGGCAGGAUCGUUCCGACCAGACCACCAACAACUACGGAAUACCCUUCAACGAGAUCCUCGGUCACCGAGAGAUCACGAUUACGACCUUACAGCAGAUCAAGGGUGCGCCAGGCAUACGUGACGACUACGGAAGCCUACCAAGAACCAACGUACGAACCGACCAAGGCAAAGCUACCCGAGACACGAGAGAAAACCCGUCACUUCAACGCCGCUGAGCAACAUAGAAAACCCGUAGAGAGGAAUCAUCUGAGAUACAGGGGACGAGGUGGUGACCGGAAUGCGGUCCAACCGGAGGCUCAUCCGGAUGCUGUGAUCUCGCAGCAGGAGCAGAACGCCCAAAACCAGGAACCAAACCACCCGAAUAUCCCUCCGAGACAUUCUCUCCAGGGAUCAACGGCGCCGAUCCAGAAUCCUGAGGAAGUCUUCCAGUCAUCACCAAGCCCAACCAGCAUCUCAAACGACGGUCUGCAAGCCGAAGCCCAACCUCUUCACGGUGCAUCUGUACCGGAAGCAGUUGUCGGGACAGAUGGAGGAGCUCAGGUAUUCCAACAGCAAGUUCAAGGCAUCCAGGACGACCAUCAUGCCGGUUUUCCAAGCGUUGAGGCGAGUUCGUUGAAUGGUUUCAAUUUCCAGCCCCAAAUCGGGGCCGUGGGACCAACGGCUGAAUACCCCCAAACCACAGCUCAAUUAUACGAUAAUCAACCAGCGAAUUCCCAAGGGAAGGAUACCACCAACAGCUUCCAAUACAACGACUUUAACCGCGAUCAAGUUUACGGAUCGGCUCCUGUUCCAAACCACCAGCUGUCACCCCCCGACUCGAUUCAAUCCGAGCAGCACCUUGAUGCACAAGGCCCAACGUCUGGACCGGUUUACAACCGGCCAUCGGACGACAGCAACGGCUUCACGACCACCAGCACGACUACUGAAGCGCCAGAGGUCACAACCCCAAGGCCAACCUCAAGUUCGACGCCAUCAAUUAUUCGGCAAAGAGUGCGCACGCGGCUGGGUCAGAACGGCAACCGCCCCCGCGUCGACUCAGCUAUUCAGACUCGGCCGACCGGAUCCAGGGAUGAAUUCGUCCGGUUCAGCGCGGUCAAUCAGGACAGGCAGCUUUCGUCGAGUAGAACGCAACCCGGCUCUCGAACAAGGUCCAGGAAUCGCUCUCAGGCGAAUCAGCGUGGACAAACGGCCAACAACGACUACGUCCGGAUUCAGGCACCUCCUCAACGACCUACUACCACGACUACCACAACUCAGGCACCAAAGAGCUACGAUAAAGAUAGCGACGAGGAAAUUGAGUACGGAUUCAUCAGACCUCCAAGUUUCAAACCCAUCCAUCCUAUCAGUGAUGAAAAUAACGAGAAUGUUGGCACCUACAGACCUAAACACGAUCAGGUUCAAUCGCACGAGGUUCAAUCGUCGAACGACUCGCCUGUCGAAGUCAGCAGUCCACAUUCUGAAACGUUGAAGAAUCGAUCAAGGUAUCAAAUCAUGAACCGACGACCGUUGACCAGAUCCACGACGGAGUCACCACGCGUAGCAAACGUCGCAUCGCAAGGCCUUGAGGAAGAGGCUUACACUGUCAAACCGAGGGUGCACAACGACCAGGAGUCAAGGACCAUCAGGCCUCGCAACAGGGGCAGAAGACCUGCAAAGAAGAGGACAACGACAACAUCGACGACAACGACGACCACAACGACCACGACCGAACCCGUGUUGGACUCAAGCAAUGAAUUACCACUCGACGAAAAUUACCCACCGCAAAUAAUUCAAGGGAUUCCAGCUCCACCCGAAGAAACAGACCUGCGAACCCUCUUCAAGGAGGAAUUGAAUACCCCAAAUUUGGAAAGCCUUCCUCAAGCCGAGGCUCUGCAGAGACCGGUACAACUGAGCGCUUUUCAACAGAAUGAAAAUCUACAGUUUCCUCGCUCGGACUUCGUCCUGAACUUCGGCAUCGGUUCGAGCCACGAAGAGCCCAGAGAAGAGUACGAUCAAACGCAGUUGGCGAGUUCGACUCACCGCAAGUACACCCAGUUGAACAGAGGAACGUUCGACCCUGCAGGUCACCUUGGAAGAAAGCCGGCAAGCGACAUUGACGGCGCGGAAAGUCAAUGGUCGACUAAAUUGACCCUGUCAUCGUUCCAGCCGAGCUCAUUGGCGAACCACGUUCAAUCUGGAAGUGCGAAAGAUAUUCAAAGGCAAGAAAAGAGCGAUGACUCGUCAUUCGACAUCAUUACAGCCGGACCGGAUCUCUUGUCUGACAAAACCGGUGGCUCCGAACCGCCGAUAAGUAUCGUCGUGAAUGCAAGCUACCUUGGAAACGCUAAGAAAGAGGGUCUCGAGCUCAAGGAAAGGGGAAACCGGGGCUCGCUUCAUGGCAGACAGUUCGUUGAGCAGAUAAACGACCCCCUUAAAGACAGUCCGAGCAGUCUGAACGCGCUUCAAUUCUGGAACAACGGUCAGGGCUCAGAAACUGUUCCUGAAAACGCUGAAGCGACGAUGAAUGAGACCAAAACUGACUUGACCACGACCCCGAAGGUCACUCAAGAUCCCGUCGUCGUGACGACCGAAGUUCCAACGACCUUGGCAACGAAAGACGGUGAAGACGAAACUGGCCAACGAGAAUCCGCCACUUCGGAACAUCCCGAAGAGCCGACGACCACUAAGAGAACCACGCAAAGACGACGACGUGUCAGGGUACGCGUAAGGCCAUCGGACGAUUUCGUCAGCGCUGAAUCGCAGCACGUGUCUUCGGCCUGGAAUACCCUGUUCCGCGAAAAGCAGAGCCAUGAAGAGACUGAGCGUUUCGACAAAUCCAAGACUCCGACGACGGUCAGUUCGACAACCAGUGAACCAUCGACGACCGUUAAAUCCUUCCUCGAAGAGUUCUUCGAGGAGAUGACAAAGAAUAGCGAUGAAGAACCAGCCGUCGAAGCCGUCACGACGACGAUGACCAGCGUUCCGGACGAUCUGGAAAAAACCUCGAGCACUACCGUAGCAACGACCACCACCGAAACACCGACCACGCAAUGGACUACAACGCAGAGUCAGAAGACCAGCAACCUUCCGACUACCAUGCAAAAUGAGAAGUUUGUGACGGAAGCGACAACCGAACGUCAGAAUGUCUCUCCAAAGUCUGAAGAAAGGCUGACGAAACUUAGGGAGUCGGUGAUCAAAGAGGACCACCGCUUCCAUUCCAAGCAUCGGGCGAAGCCGUGGUGGAAACACGACUACGAAACGGUGACGGAGAAGGCGGAGGAAGAAAAGUUCGUCACGGUUGAUCCAAAGUUGCAAUACACGGUCGCUGAAGAUCCGGAAGAUGAUGAGGUCAAGGAGACCACGCUGGCUCACAGCAUCUCUGGCUACGUUGACGCCUUCUUCAAAACCAUGGAAGGAGCCGAAGAACCGACUACUCCGGCCUUGGCAUCGGAAGAAACGAGUACGGUUGACUCAACGCCCGUCUUUUCUGAUCGGAAGAGCAACGCCAGCGUAGAGAUGAGGGCGGGAAAGACUGAAGCCGAGGACGCGGCGACCACGACAAUGACGAAAGUCGAUCAGACGACGACUCCGGGGCAGGUGACAACGGUCAAUUUCACUCCUAACACCACGCCGGAAGUCCCCAUUUCGCCCGACGAGCUUACGACGGAAGUUCCGGUGGCCACGACCACCGUUGCGACUUCAAGUACCAAGGAUGAUCAACUCGGUAAAGUUCUGAGAACGUCGACUACUACCGAGGUCUCUCACAUGACGGAAAUAUGUUACAGAGGUCGUUGCGUCAAGACUAAAUCGGUUAAACGAAGAUAAACGGGAUUCUCUUCUUAAUUUUUUCAAACCUGAAGUAAUCUUACGGGUUUGCGGUUUAGGGGGCGUAAUUUAUUACUUGAAAACAUCAAUCACCGUUUAAACUUCUCACGCAGAGCACUAGUCUGAAAAUACACAGUCAAUUUAGACGAAACUUUCUGCGUUAUUCACUUAUUAUUUUCCAAUAAUUUUCUCGAUCCACAGUCGGCGCGUAUAUUAUUGAUAUUUCUCUCCAUAUACAUACUCAAGUACCAAAUUACAACUAACUGAUGAACUACUAUUAUCACUUUCUUUUUUCUAUUACAUAAAAUCAUUGUAUCAUAUAUAAAUUAUUAAGACACUACGCAUUAGUAAUAUUUAUAAAUAUAUAUCAGUACAUAUUACAUGUAGAUACAUUCACAUGAAAAAAAAAAACAUAUAUACACGUAUAGGAAUACUGAAUAGAAAUGAAAACAAACAGUGGCAUAUAUUUAAAGAAGAUCAGAAAUCGAAAGUAUAUAUCUUAAAGACUCGUAAUACCAUUUAUUUAAUGAAACGAUACAAUUAUCAUUAAUUAAUUAUGUGACAUUAUUACUAUUAUUAUUGUUAUUAUUAUUAUAUUAUAUAUUAUUAUUUAACUUAAUAUUCCUACAAUUUAUAAUGAAAUAUUGGUCGCUAGAAGAAGGAGAGUUGAGAAAAAAACCUGUAUGAAAAAUAAUACACUUAAUACUUAUGAUAAAUACGAUCGAACAGAAUUUUUACCGAACUUGUAAGAUGUAUGAAAUAUGUAUAAUACAUGGUAUAAAUGUACA